GACAUCACGGGCUAGGGAACAGUGAACAGCCAGUGAAGCAUCCAGCCUGCCGAACAAGCUUUGCUUUUAGGGUCAGGAACUGGUCUGACAAGAGAAUGGCAGUCCUGCCUUUAAACCGUCACUAGGACUGUACGGCUGACGAUGAAUCCAGCGGGACUCCAGGCCCAAAGGCGAGACACUGAGCAGGAGAAUGUGAAGACAUAUUUCAGGAUCUUGUGAGUGCUACUAAAGAUGUCUGAUAGUGUCGAUAUUGAAGAGAAGCCACCAGCCCCCCCCUUGAGAAUGAACAGUAGUUCCCGAGACUCUUCAUCAGUGAAUCACGCAUCUAAACCACUUCCAAUGGCUCCUGAGGAAAAAAACAAGAAAGCUCGCCUGCGCUCCAUCUUCCCCGGAGGAGACAAAACGAACAAAAAGAAGGAAAAAGAACGUCCAGAGAUAUCCUUACCCUCAGACUUUGAACACACAAUCCAUGUCGGCUUUGAUGCUGUUACAGGAGAAUUUACAGGAAUCCCAGAGCAGUGGGCUCGGCUCCUACAGACCUCAAACAUCACCAAGCUGGAGCAGAAGAAGAAUCCACAAGCUGUGAUCGACGUGCUGAAGUUCUACGACUCCAAAGAGACCGUCAACAACCAGAAAUACAUGAGCUUCACCUCGGGAGACAAGACAGCGCACGGAUACAUUGCAGCAAACACUCUGAACCGACUGCUGUCUUCUGGGCCUCCUGUCAGCCUUAGAACCUGCAGCGCAUUAUUUGACAAGGGUGCCAAAACGUCAACAACAGAACCCCCGAUCGCUCCGCCCGUUUCAGAAGAGGAGGACGAGGAGGAGGAGGAAGAGGAGGAAGAAGAUGAAGACGAGGACGACGACGACGAGCUGCCCCCGGUCAUCGCCCCUCGACCUGAGCACACCAAAUCUAUCUACACGCGCUCCGUCAUGGACCCACCAAAGCCCCCCGCCCCGGUCAAAGAGGAGUCAACUCCACCAGAGUCGCAGGUUCAGCCUGACAACACCUCCAACACGAUGUACCGCCACACCGACCGGCAGAGGAAGAAGUCCAAGAUGACAGAUGAGGAGAUCCUGGAAAGACUCAGGAGUAUUGUCAGCGUGGGGGAUCCCAAAAAGAAGUACACACGCUUUGAGAAAAUCGGACAAGGAGCGUCUGGCACGGUCUACACUGCCAUCGACAUAGCAACCGGUCAAGAGGUGGCCAUCAAGCAGAUGAACCUGCAGCAACAACCCAAGAAGGAGCUGAUCAUCAACGAGAUCUUGGUGAUGAGGGAAAACAAAAACUCCAACAUAGUGAACUACCUGGACAGCUACCUGGUAGGAGACGAGCUGUGGGUGGUGAUGGAGUAUUUGGCCGGAGGCUCGCUGACGGAUGUUGUGACUGAGACCUGUAUGGAUGAAGGCCAGAUCGCCGCCGUCUGCAGAGAGUGUCUCCAAGCUUUGGACUUCCUACACUCCAACCAGGUUAUCCACAGAGACAUAAAAAGUGACAACAUCCUCUUGGGGAUGGAUGGAUCCGUGAAGCUCACCGACUUUGGUUUCUGCGCCCAGAUCACUCCGGAGCAGAACAAGCGCAGCACGAUGGUGGGAACGCCGUACUGGAUGGCACCGGAGGUGGUGACCCGAAAGGCUUACGGACCAAAAGUGGACAUCUGGUCUCUGGGAAUCAUGGCGAUAGAAAUGGUGGAGGGAGAGCCACCUUAUCUGAACGAGAAUCCACUCAGGGCACUUUACCUGAUAGCAACCAACGGUACUCCAGAGCUGCAGAACCCUGAAAGGCUCUCAUCGGUGUUUAGAGACUUCCUCAACCGCUGUCUGGAGAUGGAUGUGGACCGCAGAGGCUCUGCCAAGGAGCUGCUGCAGCAUUCCUUCCUCAAGCUGGCGAAGCCUCUUUCCAGCCUGACGCCUCUGAUUGUAGCUGCUAAGGAAGCCAUAAAGAACAGCAGUCGCUGAGGGCGGGGCUCCCUGUCCAAGCCCAAGGCCGGAGCGCUGCCGCUGACGCGUUGCUUCUUGACAGCAGGGGUUUGCGUGAACGGGGCGGGUUUGUGUGACUGACAGUGACAGCACAAGGACACAAGCCCCUCCCCCAGCCGCCACCACUCGUCCUCCAGGCCUCGUCUGUGGGACGGACAUCUGGCUUUGCAGCCUCUUGGCCACGCUGCUGAAAUAACAGACCUUGCCUCCUUGUUUA
This is a messenger RNA of Poecilia reticulata (guppy), 2197 nucleotides long. Its product is annotated as serine/threonine-protein kinase PAK 3. Gene Ontology annotation, molecular function: ATP binding; protein serine/threonine kinase activity. Gene Ontology annotation, biological process: protein phosphorylation. The record is from RefSeq and is a predicted model, not a curated record. NCBI's taxonomy places the organism in Eukaryota, Metazoa, Chordata, Actinopteri, Cyprinodontiformes, Poeciliidae.